AUGAGUGACGACGGCAUCAGAGAGCCGGUUCCCCGGAGGAACAAGAAGCUAUCGAACCUGCAAACUGGCGACAUGUCCAUUGGUAAAAUGCUGCUGAGGUCAAGAACACCGCGGGUUGGCUCGCCGCGGUUAAAAGUUCCUUCGGAAACAAGAGCUAAAUCCGCCACCCCAUCUUACAAUCUGGCAGAUGAGGUCGAAGCAGAUACUGUGCUGAAGGGAAGGUUGAAACACUACGGGCUAGACUACCCGGAUGAUGCGGAUGAGUUUGAAGCGUGUUGCUACGACAGGGACUCGAAAUGGUUUAGUAGGGAUGUCAAGCCUGAAUUCCAAGUUGAGAAACAUUUACCGUACAACACCGAGACGCACCAAGAACAAGCGAAAUACAUAGUGCAAGUUUUGGUCAAUCUGUAUAUUGCAAUUGCAUCGUUGGAUAUUCAGGGGGUGAUUUCGAUUACUAGCAAAGACUUGGCGGACUUGAAGGAUGACAUUGAUGACCUAGCUCUGAAAACUGAUUUGUUUAGACUUGGGGAUGAACAGGUUCAUCCUGAUAACGACGGGGGCUUCCCAGAGUUUAACGAAGACGAGUUGUACAAUGAGGACAACUUUAUCAGCAAUGCCGGGCCUGACGUGAACACGACAGGUAAGAUCACAGCAAAAUCAUCCUCUGUGGUCAAUGUAAACCAUUGGAGCAACGAGCUCAGAAACUGCAUGAACUUCCCUUUCCCACUUGGUUUAAGGAAAAGAUUGGCAACAGUCUAUUUUUACCUAUCUCUGGUAGAUGGUCAAAAGAUAGCCCGGGAUCUUUUUGUGCGGAUUUUUGAGCAGUUGGUAAGUCACGAUGACAAGGGGACUAAUUUCACUACUUUGCUGCAAGAAAGUGGUUUGAUUCUUGAUCAUAAAAUUCUCUUCAGUUUCUUUACCAGUUUUUUCCCGUAUCCAGAUUCUGACUAUAAUCGCUAUGAUUUAUCUUGUAAGGAAGAUCUAGAUUUGUUUAGGGUCUUGCUAAAACUAUCUCAUUAUUCCAAGCCUUUUUUCAACGAGAGUGAUGAAACUUUGUUAAAGGAUUGUAUGCGUUGGUUGCUGUCAAGCUUUUCGCCCGCUACAAUGUCCAUCGUGCUCCCACUAAUCACAUCCUUUAUUCCUCAUCAUUACAACAAGGUCUCGAAAGUCACUGACUUCCUUCCAAACUGCUACAGUCUGUGGAGUUCAGUCAGUGCACAUGUUGCUGUUGACUCACAUAUGUACGAAUUUGCGGGGGACGUUGCUGAGGGGGCAUAUUUUAAGAUUUUAAAAGAGGGACCAACCCAUCUCAGUGACUGUGGCGUGGACUUUGGAGAGUUCGGAAUUUUCACCGAUAGUCAGAUGACGUUCAUGUUCAACCGAUUACAGGGACAGUUAAGAGCAAAUGGUCAAAUCCAUUCAUACGGGAGAGUUGUCAAACCGUUUGUUUAUAGCAUAAACGGGUCCAAUUUUGAACGGUUUUUUGUGGAGUUCGAAAAACUGACUAAAGCCAUUAACACGUACGUUCAUCCCUCCAAUUCUGGAUCCUGGACUAAGCCAAUAGCCAAAUUUGUUCAUUCUUUUGUAAAAGCUUACCAUAGCAGAGUGCAGGUCGAGAGUAGCAAAGCUCAUAAAGUGAAUUUUGCUGGCUACUGCUUGAACCCAGACUGCCAUGACAAGGUCAUAAGGUUGUUGACUGACAUUAUUUUCACAGGCACACAAAACAAAAGUUCAGAGGUAACGAAUUUUUACAUUUCUAGUAUUGCGUAUCUGCUAGACAUACCAUCCACCACUUCAAACCUCAUUUAUGACAGAAUUUUGGAGGACAUAUACGAUUUUCUGUCCGACGAAUACGUUAAUUCCAAGCACAAGGCGAUCUCUUCUUUGAAAGAGUUUACCAGAGUUGCAAGGUUUUUUGUUAUGCACAAGCUAUACAGGGUUCACGCGACGAAUCUGUUGUCCAUGCUUGUUGCUAGAAUCGACACAAAUGAUCUGAUUCUGUCAAGUCAUAUUUUAAACGCGGUUGUUUCGAUAUGUUCUUUUAUUCCGUUGCAGAAUUUGUUGGCCGAGGACCAGCCAUUAACAUUUGAGUCUCAUACUAUCCCAUUUGUUCAGCAGCAUUUUUUCCACCUCAAGGAGCACUCUGAUGAACAGUUUGUUUAUGAUGAAGAUAUCCUUUCCCAAGCUUUUGCAGCAUCUACCUCCGUAAUCAGUAACAUCCUAAAGCUGUACGUUGACAAGUUAUUUGCUUUGGUGGACGUUGAACUGGACGAAGGCUUUGAAUUUAAAUUAAAUCAAACGACCAUGGUUAUGAUAGAGUCGAUGAACGAUGAUAUGUUCAGUUAUUUUGCCGAAGUCUUUCAAAGAAUGUUUUGGGAAAAUGAUGCAUUUCAAGUGAAGGACCCAAAUUACGAAAUUGCGACAAUUGUGCUUGCUGCACUAGUGAGACAUGAUCCAUCCUUGAACAAGAACAUCGCUGACCUCUUGAUAUAUGGCAUCGAGCAAGAGGUUGAAAAAGGUGCAGGAUCUAUAAGGAACUAUUCAGAAAUUAGCCAACGGGAUGUCAAAUUAGUGCUUUACUUGACUGCUUUGAAUGAUGUUUUGAGACAGUCGCAUCAUGCUAUACUGGAGAUUGGCUCUAAAUUGAAGGACUGUAUCAAAUAUUGUCUUGAAAAUAUUUCGAACCCACCACUGGAUAUAUUGGUGUCUAUUCUGGUUCAUGGCAGUAUUGCCAGUUUGUCAAGCACUGAAAUUACUAGAUGUGGAUUAUUUUCCGACUCUUGUAAUGUACCCAAAAAUGAACGUUGGGGUGGACUGCAAGAUGACGAUAGGAAGUUUCAGCCCGAAAACCUAAAUUUUGAUUGGCACGUUCCCACUCAGCCCGAGAUUACUUUUGCUGCAAACUUUUUUGACUCGAUCACUGACUUCUGUAUCGAAAAGCUGGAAAAGUUGAUGACUACAGUCCAUUCAAACACGAGAUAUGUGGAUGAUCUCCAGAAAUAUAUCCUAGUUUUCACUCAUGCGAUUUCUGGUGCAAGUUUGCUUUUCGACCCAGACUUUAACAGGAACAAAGGCGAAAGGGCAGACAGGUCGUCGUAUAGGGAAAAACUGAUGCUGUUGAAGCACAUCAGGGAGAAAAACUGCGAUAAUGAAGAACUGAACGUCGAUAUCGAACAGAUAUGUUUGGAUAAAGAUGAGUCCAGUUUUUACGAUGAAUUUCAAAAUGAUGAUGCGCGUGACGAUUCCGAUGCUGUUGUGGUUUCAGAUGAUAGAUCUUAUCGCUUUUUGGCAGACGAUUCUAUUUCUGAAGUACCAUCGGCUCUCGGCACGCCAGUUUCUGGACAUCGUCCUGGAGACUCACUCAUUAAUUCCAGUUUGGUGUUUAGAGAUUUGGACAUUUACAGUUGCAACUAUUUCUUCGGUUUGACACCUGAAGAGAAGGUUUCACACCCAGAAUAUUUCCAAGUUCACAAAACCAGAAGUAAGAUAGGUUUAUUUUUGCAUAAGCUCUUCAAUUUUUUCUCAAAAAACUUUGAGAACAACACAAAUCUGUGCCAAGUAUUACUGCAUAGUAUCAAAGUCUGGUUUACGAAUGUGGGUCAGGACACCCUCUUCAACGAUGAUCCGUGUGCCUUCUUGGAUAUCGACUUUGUUGAGAAUAUCCAGACACUAGCUAACCGCAAUUCGUAUUUCACAAGAACGUAUAUGGCGGUUAAAGCGAACGCUUUUCAUCAGGAUCGGGUCUUGUUACAUUCAACGAACCGGUUUCCAUCCAGAUUGGAAAUACAAUUGCUAAAAGAUGUUAUUGACCUUGCAACAUCUGUUUACCCCGGUAUAAAUCAGCUGGCUCAGGGUACGUUAGCGCACUGCAUGAAGCAGCUGAUCGGUUCUUAUUCUGUGAUAAUAAGGAAUUUGAUGAACAACAUACGGAAGACUCUUGAAUCGAAAAACAAUGCUAAGUUGGAGGCCAUUUUAAGGGUUCUCAUGGUGAACAAGAUUCGCAAAAAGUUACUCAAUGACUACAAAAAUGUGGAAGAACUUUUCUUUUUAUUGGUAGACUGUAGCCAUGUUCAGGAACUGAAGGUAGCAAUGCGCUCCUGUAAUAUCAUGAGCAAUUUAAUUUCAAAUUUGGAGAUUCCAUCGAGCGUUUGCAUCGUUGAUGAUAGGAUAUGGGCACCAUUAUACCCACCAGAUAAAUCUGUAAAGCUCCAAGUAAACGCCGUCAAGAUAGCGAAAGACAAAAAAAGGACUGCAUAUCUCCAGACGUUGACGAGUUUCCAAAAUAGACUUUUGAGUCUGUUAGAUGAGGACAGAGAGCUGAAUUGGAAAGUACAGGCAUCUGUUAUUAGAUUGGUUUCUAAAAUUGAAUCAAACUUGGAAACUGUGACCAAUAAAAGUGUCAUUGAGGUACUAUUCUCGCAAUCACGGACGCACCAUCCCCACAUUGUGCAUUUGGUUUUAAAAUCAAUGCUUUCGAUUUUCAACAAGUUUCUGUCAUUAUCCGAUUAUCGGUACGAUGUUGCUAACGCAUAUAGAAGAUCGUUUGAUCCAUACUUUAUUGAGGUGCUCGAUACGUCGUCUGAUAAGUCCACUGUGGAAUUCAAAAGAGAAAUGCACAAUUACGAUUCGCCAUCCUAUUAUAUUGAUGCUAAGGCAUAUGCUGGGUGGAUGUGUUGGGGUGCUCCUUUGAAGGUAAUAAAACCAUGCAAGUACGUUUUGAACUUGAAGCCUGCAGAACUUGACGUGUUUUUGAAAACGAAGGAGCUUCUGACAAAGCAAUGGGUCGGUUCCAUAACAAGCACGCUGAUCAAAGACAAUGAAACACAUGGUUCUUUCAGCAGUGGGGAAGUUUCGUUCUUUAUUCUUUUGAUAGUGGUUUCCUGUGAGUUUGGCGAAGGGCCCUUGAAGCUAAAAGAUCUCUUCGAACUUUGCACUCAGUACUAUGACAGAACAGAUAAGGCUUCCAUGAUUAUCUCGGUAGAGCUUGUUGCCGCUUUUGUUUGUGGCAAGAAGUACUUGGAUAGUGCAGCUUGUGAAAGUAUUGAUAACUAUUUGGAUGGAUUCUUUGCCGAUUGUUUAGGCCACGACCUGAACCGGGAUUCGUUGGAGGUUUGGGGCACAGUUUGCUGGUGGAUUCCCUCUGUUAUCGAUAUCAGAAGGUGUAAGCCGUUCUGCGAGCAUUUUGUUAAUAUUACAAAUUUGUUGACUCCCAGUUUUGACGAGGUGGCAAGACAGUCUGCAAGACUUGUCAUGUUGAAGAACAUUCUAACCACUUUAGAGUUUCGGUCCUUCCACUUGAAAUACAUCUUUGACAAUUUAGUAUUUGACCAUCCGUACGAUCAGAUUCGUGAGAACGUUGCGAGAACGUUCGCAAUCUUGAUUCAAAAUGAUAGUUACCCCUCCUUUGAUAAUUUGGAAUCGCUAUUGGAGGCUAAUAGGUCCAAUCCCAAUGGGUUGGGUUUGGCGUUGAAGAUUCCCACAGAGAGGUGUGAUAGAGAAAUCAAGAGGUUGUUCGAGUCGUUUGCAAACGAGGCAGAGACGAUUAAGGGCCUGUCGACAGCAGAGGUGUUAAAAACGAGAUAUUUCUACCUGUGUUCGACGAUAUUUUACUGGAUUACCGACAUGGCAAAAGGUCCAACUAGAAUACUUCUAGUUCCGUACAUUGCUGAUUAUGUCCUCCCAUUUUUGAUGUCUUUGAUCAACCAGAAGGAUGUGUGCAAGCUAGCAGGGCUCGACCCGACCAAAAUGUUUUUAGAACUGACGAGUCUCCCCGUGAGUGCCAAGGAUGUGGAAUUGAUUGUUGCGUACUUCUGCCAUAAGAACGGAAACGUCCGCUCUUCGUACCAAAUAAGGGUGCAGCUGAUGUGUCUGGAGUAUAUUUUAUCCGCGCAGCUAUUACAAAUGAGCGGGGAAGUCCUGGCCGUCAUUUCCGAUUAUGUCAAGUUACAACUGUUCAACCCAGAUUUUGUUGAAGUAAGACUCGGCGCCGCCAAAGUGUUAUCCGAGAUUAUACAUCACAGCAUGAAGUCGACGGACCCCGCGUUGAAGUUGUUGCUGAAAAAGUUCAAUGCUGGGUUACCUCGCUCCUCUUGGGAGGAGAAGCAAGCCUUGUCCAAGACAAGUGUUGAGGUCCAUGCCAACGUUUUGGGGAUUGGUGCCAUCGUUUCCGCGUUCCCGUACGUAUUCCCGCUGCCCAGCUGGAUCCCGGAGGAGCUCAGCAGGCUGUCGUUUUGGGCAAGAACCACUGGUAUGGUCGGCACCGCGGCAAAGGACAUCAUCAGCGAGUUCAAGAAGGUUAGGGCGGAUACCUGGGCUUUUGACAGGACCGUGUUCAACAGCGAGGAACUGGAGGACCUGGAAGGUGUGAUCUGGAGAAGUUACUACGCCUAG
This is a messenger RNA of Huiozyma naganishii CBS 8797, 6390 nucleotides long. RefSeq names its product proteasome activator BLM10 (gene BLM10). The transcript has a single exon. Gene Ontology annotation, molecular function: proteasome binding; peptidase activator activity. Lineage: Eukaryota; Fungi; Ascomycota; Saccharomycetes; Saccharomycetales; Saccharomycetaceae. The record is from RefSeq and is a predicted model, not a curated record. Bases 1 to 6390 code for a protein of 2129 amino acids. Gene Ontology annotation, biological process: proteasomal ubiquitin-independent protein catabolic process. Gene Ontology annotation, cellular component: cytosol; nucleus.